Molecule: messenger RNA, 3357 nt
Organism: Caenorhabditis briggsae
Lineage: Eukaryota; Metazoa; Nematoda; Chromadorea; Rhabditida; Rhabditidae
Gene: Cbr-vab-1
Product: Protein CBR-VAB-1
Exons: 11
Coding region: 1-3357 (1118 amino acids)
Biological process (GO): axon guidance; protein phosphorylation
Cellular component (GO): neuron projection
Molecular function (GO): ATP binding; transmembrane-ephrin receptor activity; protein binding
Source: RefSeq, a predicted model, not a curated record
AUGCGUUUAUACAAUUCGCGGAUUCUGAAUCCGUUCUACUCGAUAUUUCUGCUACAAUUAUUCGUUAUUGAAUUUGUGAAUUCACAUCAAGAAGUGCUCUUCGACCUAUCCAAAGCCACGCCAGCCACCCGAUGGGACUCUCUAGCGCUGAAACACGAUCGAGAUGAUGUGUGGAUGGAAGAAACGUGGCGAAAUCCGGCGGCGACCGACGAGAAGCACGCCAAUCAGCGAGCGUACGUAACCUGUAAUUAUGAUAUGGACCAACCCAGUAAUUGGUUGUUCAGUCAUUUUAUCGAGGUUCAAAGUGCCAGAAGAAUCUACGUCGAGCUCCUCUUCAACAUCCGCGACUGUCUCGGCUUCACCGAUCCGAAAUCGUGCAAAGAGACGUUUACCGUAUUCCUGAAACAACUGAAGACGUCGCAUCCGGGAAGCGCAAAAAUCGAACGAGAGCAAUUCGCAAAGGAUAUGAAGAAUUGGCAGAAUAUUGGAAGAAUGGCGAGGAGCAAUUCGAACACGACCACAGAAACGAUUGGGUUUGAAAUCGAGCCGGACACGAAGAUGAUUCGAAUCGCGUUCGAGGAGCAGGGAAUAUGUUUGUCGUUGUUGAAUGUUAAGAUCUACUACCGCGUCUGCGACGAGUUCACCGAUCAACUCGUCCAAUUCCCAGCCCAAGUGACCGGAGCCAAAGAGACGGAUAUGGUACGAAUGAACGGCACGUGCAUCCCGAAUGCGUCUCGAAAAAUCGCCGGCGUCGAUUUGAUUGGACUGUGCAUGGCGACGGGCAGUGCGAUCAAAACGUCCGGAGAGUGCGUUUGUGAUAGUGGAUACUCGGAAAUCGCCGAUUCGAAUGGAGCGCGUUGUGAGAGCUGCCCACCGAACACCUACAAACCAAAAGGACAAUCCAUGUGCAAGCCGUGCCCAGCAAACUCGGUGUCCGGCGAAGCGGCCAGCUCGUGUCGAUGCGUUAAUGGAUACUUCCGAGCCGACGAUGAGAUGGUCUCGCAGUCGUGCACACAACCCCCAUCCCGUCCCAUCAAGCUCGUCGCCAACGCCAUCACCGCCACAUCAACCCGUCUCUCAUGGAACGAACCAUCAAGCCUCGGAGGUCGCCCGGAGAUCUGGUACGAAGUCCGUUGCUCAGGACGUGGAGAGUGUGGAUCCGUUGUGAUGACGCCGUCCGACAAGCGACUCUCAACACGAUCGAUCCAGAUCAACGGUCUCCGACCGUCCUCCGACUACACAUUUUUGGUGUUCGCCAAGAAUAAAGUGUCUGGAGAGUUGGCCGAGUUUUCUGAGAAGAGUGCGGUCAUUGAUAUUCGGACGAGGUCGGAGGAAGAAGACGUUCCACCAGUGACCCAUUUAAGAGUCGAUGCCAGUCAAUCAGAUGGGAUUACUAUCGCGUGGAGUGUUUCGGAUUCUGAUAUCCAUGAUUUUGAAGUGGAGGUUCGGCCAGCGAUCGUCAAGAAGCGAGCAUUCGAGACCCGUCACGUCAAUCAGACAUACACGACAUUCAUCGGACUUCGACAUGAUACAGUAUACCAGUUUCGAGUGCGAGUCAAGGAUGAUUUACGGUGGAGCAGUCCGAUUAGCUAUCAACUCGGAAAGGGAUUGCUCAGCUCAUCAUCGUCGACUAGCGAAGAGGAUACACAGUUUUUGAACCAAACUGGGUCAGCAUUGCUCAUCAUUAUCGCGUUGAUACUGGUGGUGAUCGCUAUUGCGUUGUGUAUGAUUGUGGUGCAGAAGAAGACGAAAAACAGGAAGCAGAUGAGCGAUUUGGACGUUUUGGAUACUUAUAAACAAGACUCGAUGACACCCGACUACCAUACGACGUCACGACAUCAUCAUCAUCAAGGCAAUCUUCCCGCCAAUUUGCACGAACAGCUUCGCUCGACCACCAAGUUAAACGCUCCACUGAUCCCAUCGUUCGGCUCGCCAAUCUCUCAACCCCCACCAUACUACGGUGGCGUUCACACGAACUCCGGAAAAUACAAGACCUAUGUGGACCCGACGACGUACGAGGAUCCCUACCAAGCACUCAUCGAGUUCACAUUCGACAUCUCACCAAACGACGUCUUCAUAACUCAAGUGAUCGGUGGUGGAGAGUUUGGCGACGUCUGUCUGGGUGGUCUUUCGAGGAAUUCGCCGGCGGCGGCGAAGUGGAAUGUCGCAAGUACGAUGGCACGUGGAUUCGAAUCUGAGCAAUACGAGACAGUGGCCAUUAAGACGUUGAAGUCAGGGUCCAGUGCGAAGGCCAAAGCAGAAUUCUUGACAGAAGCCACAAUUAUGGGGCAGUUCUCACAUCCGAAUGUGAUUCGGUUGAUUGGCGUCGUGACGUCUUCUGAACCCGUUAUGAUUAUCUCUGAAUACAUGGUCAAUGGAUCACUGGAUCAAUAUCUUCGGAAUGCGGAUCAACGAGGGGAUAAGGUUCAUUGGGAGAAGAUCACCGAGAUGUUGUAUGGAAUUGCGUCGGGGAUGAAGUACCUGACUGAUAUGGGAUAUGUUCAUAGGGUGAGUUGGAUUUCCGACCUCGCCGCCCGCAACGUCCUGCUCGACCACGAACUCCGCUGUAAAAUCGCCGAUUUCGGACUAUCGCGUGGCGUCAGAAGCGAGGGCUCAUCGAUCGAACCGGAAUACACGACGAACGGCGGGAAGAUUCCAGUCAGAUGGACGGCUCCAGAAGCAAUCACUCAUCGAAAAUUCACGCCUUCAUCGGACGUCUGGUCAUUCGGAGUCGUCAUUUGGGAAGUUUGCUCAUUCGGCGAACGACCGUAUUGGGAUUGGACGAAUCAAAAAGUGAUAAGCGAGGUGAUGAUUGGCUAUCGAUUACCACCGCCAAUGGAUUGUCCAAUGGGUCUGUAUCGAAUUGCUCAGUGGUGUUGGAAGAUGGAGAGACAUGAGAGGCCGACAUUUACACAGCUUUUGGCCGCAUUCCAUAAGUACAUUCUACAGCCAACACUGAUUGAGACGGAUCCUGGAGAGCUGCCAAGACGGGUGAUGAGUCAGGCUGCGUUGAAUUCCAUGAAUCCAUCGUAUGGUUCGGUUUCCAUGCCAACGCCUCCGUCAUCGGCCGCUCCGAUGCCAUCGUUGGAUGAUUUUUUGAGACAAAUCGGUCUAAACCACGUCUACGGUAAACUGGUGUCCAACAACAUCCACUCGGUAUCAGACCUGGCCAAUACCUCGCACUUGGAUCUCCUCGCGUGUGGACUAAUUUCUCCCGAAUGCUCAAUCGUCCGCGACGGACUCAACGGACGAAUCGUGACGUCGUCUGGGUCGCCUGGCAACUCGUCUGGAACGCUGCACGCGACGACACGUGGCACACGGACGACGCGACCGCGCGAGGAAGGAUUCUUUGUGUAG